GAGAAGUUUCUCUUUUUUUUUUUUUUUUCCUUUUCCGUGCUCAUGAACCAAGACCCCAAGUCGAAAUCAGCACCUCAAACACCCGUCGUAUUUAGAGCACUUUCUCAGCCUCGUUCAUAUCAAUAACCCCACAUUUCUGCAAGAAGAGCGUUACUGCCGGUUGAGGGGGGGAAAGUUGCACGGAAAAGGGAGUGAGAGGACUUAAAAAGUUAAAAUACGAGCGGUUCGCGAGGGAUGCGAGUGGGGCUGGAGGGAAAUCCAUCUCUCGCCCAAGCUAGGUGCAGCGGGGUCGGAGCCCAGCGCCCGCGUCUGCCCGGAUGUCUGCGGGCAGAAGAGGUUUUCCCAACGUGUGCAACCUGGGAGAAUGGCACUGGGCUGCAAAAUCUGUCAGGAGACUUGAAUUACGCCGUACAAACAUCUCUCUCACUUUGUCUUUGCAAUCGCAUGCACGUGUGGAUAUGGAUGUCUGUACAUACAGCCGCCCAACGCCUGGAGAACAGAUUUACAUUUCAUACGGAAAGUGAACUUCUCCCUCACAAAGUGCACCCCGCGCGGGGUGCACAAAGGAAAACCCGUCCCCAAACAAAGACGCACGAACAGCGGCAUCCCUGCGUGCCCAGCACUUGUUUUGUCACUUCUAUUUAGUCCGUCGAUGCGGUAUUGUGUUAAAAAUAUCGGCAUGUUACAAACAGAGGCUUUUAGGAGACAGCGGGGAAGGCGAAGAGAGUUUAGCUCGCCCUUUGCUGGAAACUGGCGAGGACGGUUUAGAUAGCGAUUUUUUAGCAUAGUUUUAUGCAGUGGAGUAACGGAUUCUUUGUGUAUAAAGUAGAAAGUAAAUAGAAAACAAAGUCCGGGAGGGAGGAAAGAAACGCUAGACUGGUUUUAAGACUCCCCCCAUCCCUUGGUUCAGCAGAAACAAUUUACAUUAGCAAUUCCGCAUCUUUAAGAUAAAUUACACAGCGGCGUAAUAGAUUUAAAGUACGCCAGAUUUUUUAUCAUUAAUUGUAAAUGUGCAAAAUACCUGCUGGUACUUCACUUUAGAAGAAUGUAAUUGGCAAAAAUGGGAGGCUGAUGAAUAGAUAAUAGAUCCUUAACUACCAAUAAACAGUAAGCACCAGCCAAGAGUAUUAGGAUGUGAUCAUAAUUAUUCUGCAGCACCAGCCAAUGGGAGGAGGAGAACUCAGCCCUAAAAUCAUCCCCGGACUCAAAGGUAAUCUCGAAAAUACGGACAAGGCUGGAACCGGAGACUUUCUCCCCUGUCCCGUCUGCGGGAGCCCGGCGUGUCCCAGCUUUGCGUAAUACAAUUGCCCUCCGCUUUGUUUUCCGCACCGCGCGGUGCGGGGCAUGCGAAGGAGCGAAGGGUGAAUAAAUAAAUUCGGAGGAGGAGGAGGGCGACCCGCUCUCUCACCGGGACGAAACCUUUCCCAAGCGGGGCAUCUCUCCCGGACGCCCCGGGGCUGAUCCAGUCACUCCCUGCUGCAAACUUCCCCGGAUCGCCUCCCGCGCACCAGAGAGAGCCAGGCAGAGAUUUGGUCGGGGACUCUCGCCGCGGCAGCAUGUUUCAGCCCACACCCAAGCGGUGUUUCACCAUCGAGUCGCUGGUGGCCAAAGACAGCCCCCUGCCCGCGUCUCGCUCCGAGGAUCCUAUCCGGCCGGCGGCGCUCAGCUAUGCCAAUUCCAGCCCGAUGAACCCAUUUCUCAACGGCUUCCACUCCACUGGCAGGGGGGUAUACUCCAACCCGGACUUGGUCUUUGCAGAGGCCGUCUCCCACCCGCCUAACCCGGCCGUGCCGGUCCAUCCCGUGCCCCCUCCCCACGCCCUGGCCGCCCACCCGCUGCCUGCUUCGCACUCCACGCACCCGCUCUUCGCCUCGCAGCAAAGGGAUCCUUCCACCUUCUACCCCUGGCUAAUACACCGCUACCGGUAUCUGGGCCACAGAUUUCAAGGGAAUGAAACCAGUCCGGAGAGCUUCUUAUUGCACAAUGCACUGGCCAGGAAACCCAAAAGGAUCCGUACAGCUUUCUCUCCAUCCCAAUUACUGAGACUGGAACAUGCCUUUGAGAAGAACCAUUAUGUAGUAGGAGCAGAGAGAAAACAGCUGGCACAUAGCCUCAGCCUCACGGAAACUCAGGUAAAAGUAUGGUUUCAGAACAGACGGACAAAGUUCAAGCGGCAAAAGUUGGAAGAGGAAGGUUCAGACUCACAACAGAAGAAAAAAGGGACUCAUCACAUUAACCGGUGGAGAAUCGCCACCAAACAAGCCAGUCCAGAGGAAAUCGACGUCACAUCGGACGAUUAAAAACUGGUACUUCGGGACUUUUUCAAAGCCAGGCACCUCCACCAACAGAAAGUGUUAAAGGCUCACAUCCCACCGCCAGCGUGGCGGUGUGGGGAAGGGACACGGAGAUCUUCAUCAAAACUGCGGUUCCCGUCUGGAAGCGGCUGGGAGCGAGCGAGGGGACACCGCGACAGGUCUGGACUGUGGCACUGCCGGCACCGCUCUGGCAAGGGGGGAUCUGUCAAUCAAAGCCAAAACACCGGGACGAGGUGAUUGACAGGUAUUCCGUUUCUCGCAGUCCACUUUUAAAAGCGUAACGUCAAAAAAAUCUUAAAAAAAAAUUAAAAAAAAACAACCCCACACUUACCCUCCCCCCGAAACAAGCAGCCCACGUCCCCCAGCCAAACCAGAAAAAUGACCACCUUACAGGACAUUUUGCACUUCACAGUUUCUUCCGUCUUUAAAAGAGAAAUUUCCAUAAGCAGCCAAACCCCACACCUGUUUCAGAAACUUGAAUUGCAUGUGAAAAGCCGUCUGGGCAAAAAAAAGAAAAAAAAGAAAAAAAAAAGAACGGAAAAAAAUUACCCCGGUUGCUAAAGACAGAAGUGAAUUGUAAUUUUUUUCCCUUUAAGACUGGUUUUGUGUGCUUUUUAAUUUUAUUUUAUGAGAAAUGUGCAGUCUGUAAACAUUUUAUGAUAACUUCUGGCGUCAAAGUGUUUGUGAAAGAUAAAUGAAGUAGCAGUAACAAAGCAUAGUGUUCCUUCCGGAUGGACAAACACGGUGGGGCAGGGGAGGGAUGGGAGGGAAAGUGGGGGGGGAGGUUCGGGCUGGUCAUAACUUUUGCUGCCAAAAAAAAUAUCAAAUCAAAUUAUCCCCCCCCCCCCCCCCCGCCCCGUUGUAUCCUCAUUGCAAAACCAGAUGAUGAUUACUUUUUAAGAUUAACAAAGCGCAAAUCCAGCGACCAGGUUUGGCCAUGGGGACACCUCCCAGAAUGGGGGGAUCCAGAGAAAAGGGACUGAAAAUAGAUUAUUGAUUUUUUUUUUUCUAAUGGCCAUUUUCAUUGGGGCAAUUUUCAAGCACUGACCUUAUAAUAUUCCGAGAUCAUAGAGCUACUAAAAAAAAAAAAGUGACAAAUGUUUCCUUCAUGUCUUCUUUACCAGAAUGUAAAUAUUUUUGUGUUUUGUGUUUAAUUUGUUAGAAUUCUAACACACUAUAUACUUCCAAGAAGUAUGUCAUUGUCAAUAUUUUGUCAAUAAAGAUUUAUCAAUAUGCCCUAUA
Molecule: messenger RNA, 3557 nt
Organism: Columba livia (rock pigeon)
Lineage: Eukaryota; Metazoa; Chordata; Aves; Columbiformes; Columbidae
Gene: EMX2
Product: empty spiracles homeobox 2
Exons: 4
Coding region: 1557-2300 (247 amino acids)
Biological process (GO): regulation of transcription by RNA polymerase II; central nervous system development; neuron differentiation
Cellular component (GO): nucleus
Molecular function (GO): DNA-binding transcription factor activity, RNA polymerase II-specific; RNA polymerase II cis-regulatory region sequence-specific DNA binding
Source: RefSeq, a predicted model, not a curated record